AUGAAUCUCUUCAGACGUAACAACCAAGCAUCACUAGAAGAUGUUGUGAGAGCAAUUUUGCAUGAACUGUCUGGAAGUAGCCAAAACUUGGGAUAUCGUUCGAGGCGAAGACGAUUGUUAGUUGAUCAUGAACUUGUUGCUUCCUCAGAAACUGUUAGAUUGGCACUUUCCGUUCUGGAUGCUGAAGGUGUUACAAGAAGAGGUAGAAGGUGCCUCCGCCGAAGAGCAUAUGUUAAUAAAGGCCCAAAUUUUGCUAUUCAUAUGGAUGGUUGGGAUAAACUAAAACCAUUUGGUGUAUCAGUGCAUGGUGCAGUAGAUGGUUUCUCAAGACGUGUCCUGUGGCUAAAAGCAUGUGAUUCCAACAAAAAGCCACAGUAUGUUGCAAGGUUUUACAUGGACUACGUAAAGGAAAUAAAUGGUGUACCCAUGAUCGUUUAUGCAGACAGAGGGACUGAAAAUGCCAUUACACGCGAUUUACAGUUUGCUCUUCGAUGGAACCACCUUGAUCCAUUUCAAGGGCUAUCAAGCUUCAUCUAUGGAUCAUCUACCAGAAACACACGCAUUGAAAGAUUUUGGCGAAAUAUGCGCGAUAUGUGUGGUCAUUUUUGGAUCAACCAUUUCAAGGAUAUAGCGGACAUGGGUGUAUUAGAUACAUCUGACAAUGUUCACUUGGAAUGUGUACGUUACUGUUUCUUGUUGUUGAUCAAUCAUGAUUUGAAAAAAGUUAUACGUCAUUGGAAUGAACAUCGCAUUCGAUAUAAUCGAAAUUCAGAAUCUCCUUCCGGGAAACCAAAUGUCUUGUACUUUCAACCUGAAGUGUUCUUGGCCACUGAGAGCAAGCUGCCUUUGCCAACCCAAGUCGAUGGAUUGGAGCAAGAAUAUUGCAUAUACCCCCCUGCAAGAGGUGUGUCAAUGGAGUUUGACACUCUUGCAAGCUGUAUUAUUCGUGAACAGGGACUAGCAUACCCACCUUCCAACGUAGUUGAAGCAACAGAGUUGUUUUGUCAACUCAUUUUCCACAUUGACCACUUGAAUUAGAAGGGACAUAUGAGGCUAAUAACUGAGCAGUACUUGAGUUUUUGACAGUAUGAUCUUUACUGUAUUCAUGGUAAAACGCCUAAUAAAAUGUAUUGUGUGUUUCCCAUUACCCUAUACUUACAUGUACCCAAUUUGUGUUGCCCAACUAGAGAUUUUUUAAGCAAACUGAUUUUUGG
Mizuhopecten yessoensis (Yesso scallop) is the source of this 1214-nucleotide messenger RNA. RefSeq lists its product as uncharacterized. The record is from RefSeq and is a predicted model, not a curated record. The transcript has a single exon. NCBI's taxonomy places the organism in Eukaryota, Metazoa, Mollusca, Bivalvia, Pectinida, Pectinidae. The coding region runs from base 1 to 1038 and encodes 345 amino acids.